CUCCCAGGCACCGGCAGCGGCGCCGAGCCCCUGCGGCUGCCGCACGCCCGCCGCUGCCGGCGGAGCCGAGCCGGACGGGGCCGGAGCGGCGGCGAUGUGGGGCGGCGGCGCUGGCCGUGCCCUGGGCUCCGCCACCAUCCGUGCCCUGGGGCGCCGGCGGGCCGGGGCCGCGCUGCUGGCGGCGGCGGGCGGUGACCGGACGGGCCUGAGAGGUUCCCCUCGGAGCCACAGCAGGAGAACGCAGCCGAGAUGCAGCAGUGCUGUGCCUGCCCCUCCGGCUGGGCUCCACGGCAGCAGGGUAACUGCAAGGAGGCUUUGCAGCACUUCACACUCAUCAGUGGAUUCUGCAGAAGUGAAGAAGUUCCAGCUGCUGGCCCACAAGUGGUGGGAUGAAGAGGGAGAAUAUUCUGCCCUUCAUGCUAUGAAUGACCUCAGAGUGCCAUUUAUUAGGGAUACUCUGCUCAGCAUGAGCAGCAGUUAUCAUCUGGGCAGUCCACUUGCAGGAGUGAAGGUCCUGGACGUCGGCUGUGGUGGUGGCCUGCUGAGCGAGCCUUUAGGCAGACUGGGAGCUUCGGUUACGGGAAUUGAUCCUCUGGAGGCCAACAUCAGGACAGCAGAUCAGCACAAGUCAUUUGAUCCAGUCCUGGCCAAGAGAAUACAGUACAAGCCCAGCUCACUGGAGGAGAUUGUGGAGGAGUCUAUGGAAACCUUUGAUGUAAUUGUAGCUUCUGAAGUAGUGGAGCAUGUGGCUGACCUCGGCUUGUUUGUCGAGUGCUGCUCUCGGGUGUUAAAGCCUGGAGGCUCUUUAUUUAUCACUACAAUCAACAAAACCCAGUUGUCCUAUCUGCUGGGCAUUGUGGUUGCAGAAAAACUUCUGGGCAUUGUACCAAGUGGGACACAUGAGUGGGAGAAGUUUGUUCCCCCUGAACAGCUGGAGCACCUCCUGGAAUCAAAUGGCUUUGCAGUGAAGGCUGUGCAGGGGAUGCUGUACAACCCCCUCUGGGGGUCGUGGAGCUGGGUGGGCAGCAGGAGCAUCAACUACGCCGUGCACGCCGUCAAGGCCCGGGGCCAGCCCAGCCCAGGAGAGGGCCUGCAGGAGCUGCAACAGCCCCCAGCUGGAGCUGCUGCCUGACAGAACUGCCCCCAGCAGCAGGCAGGAAGGCUGUGCCCAGUGGACACAAUAAACCUUCUGUCACUCCA
Molecule: messenger RNA, 1200 nt
Organism: Pogoniulus pusillus (Red-fronted tinkerbird)
Lineage: Eukaryota; Metazoa; Chordata; Aves; Piciformes; Lybiidae
Gene: COQ3
Product: coenzyme Q3, methyltransferase
Exons: 7
Coding region: 95-1132 (345 amino acids)
Biological process (GO): ubiquinone biosynthetic process
Cellular component (GO): mitochondrion
Molecular function (GO): 2-methoxy-6-polyprenyl-1,4-benzoquinol methyltransferase activity
Source: RefSeq, a predicted model, not a curated record